CAGAAAAGGAGAACAACUUCCCGCCGCUGCCCGGGUUCAUCCCCCUGAAGCCCUGCUUCUACCAGAACUUCUCCGACGAGAUCCCAGUGGAGCACCAGGUCCUGGUGAAGCGGAUCUACCGGCUGUGGAUGUUUUACUGCGCCACCCUUGGCGUCAACCUCAUCGCCUGCCUAGCCUGGCUGAUCGCCGGAGGCCCGGCGUCCAACUUCGGCCUGGCCAUCGUGUGGCUGCUCCUGUUCACGCCCUGCAGCUACGUGUGCUGGUUCCGGCCCGUCUACAAAGCCUUCCGAGCCGACAGCUCCUUUAACUUCAUGGCGUUCUUCUUCGUCUUCGGAGCCCAGUUUGUCCUGACCAUCAUCCAAGCGAUCGGCUUCUCGGGCUGGGGCGCGUGUGGCUGGCUGUCAGCGAUUGGGUUCUUCGAGACCAGCGUGGGCGCUUCUGUGGUCAUGCUGCUUCCAGCCAUCAUGUUCUCCGUGUCGGCGGCCAUGAUGGCCAUCGCCAUCAUGAAGGUGCACAGGAUCUACCGAGGAGCCGGUGGAAGCUUCCAGAAGGCACAGACGGAGUGGAGCGCAGGCACGUGGCGGAACCCACCAUCAAGGGAGGCCCAGUACAACAACUUCUCAGGCAGCAGCCUGCCCGAGUACCCCACUGUGCCCAGCUACCCGGGCGGCGGCCAGUGGCCUUAGGAGACGGGGUUUCGCCAUGGUGGUCACACUCCUGACCUGAGGUGACCCGCACACCUCUGCUUCCCAAAGUGUUGGAAUAAUAAGUGUGAGCCACCGCGCCUGGCCUGGGGUGGCCUCUUAUGAGGAGAGGGGACCCGUGAAAUCUGUGCCUUAUGGAGGGGUCUGGCAGCAGCCAAGAUUCGAUUGUCUUCUCCCCGUGUCCCCCCGACUCCCCCAGAAAUGCCUCCACCCUCCACGGGGCAUUUCCACAGCACUGUUCAUAAUGGUUGGGCCAAAAAAAAACGUUUCCUUCAUCAUUUCCUGCACUCUCUGGCAACGACUUUGGGGACACUCCCGGCUGCCGCCCCUCACCACCGUUCACCCCGGGACACUGUUGCCAUGGGACACCGCUGCCCUGGGCCUCCCAAGACGUGGGCCGGUCCCCUUGUUGGUGUGGAAUGCUGCUGGGUGCCCGGAGGCGGCCGUGGUUUCGGGGGGAUGGCAGCCAGGAUGGAGCACCCACAGGUCCCAUGUCCAUGCUUUGGGCCUGCCCCCCACCAAUCUGCUACCAAGGGGCUCCCCUUCCCCAGCCUCACAGCUGUGUUUGGCUGUGCUGACGUAGACCAAGUCCCCCCCGGCAGGCCUGCCCCGCUUCCUGCCAUCCACCCCCCUCCCGGUGGUGUGGCCCCUCAAGGCCUUGUUGGGAUUUUGUUAUGUGAAAAUAUACUGGAAAUAAAUGCAUCUCUGCACCAGA
Messenger RNA from Sapajus apella (tufted capuchin), 1419 nucleotides. RefSeq names its product secretory carrier membrane protein 4 (gene SCAMP4). The record is from RefSeq and is a predicted model, not a curated record. The transcript has 6 exons. Gene Ontology annotation, biological process: protein transport. Gene Ontology annotation, cellular component: recycling endosome membrane; trans-Golgi network membrane. Bases 129 to 686 code for a protein of 185 amino acids. NCBI's taxonomy places the organism in Eukaryota, Metazoa, Chordata, Mammalia, Primates, Cebidae.